CAACAAGGGAAGGGUGCCUCUCCCUCUCGACAUCGCCUCUCUCUCUCUCCCGCCGCCGCCGAGAUGAGCGACUACGGCCACGGCGCGCCGCGGGGGCCCAAUCAGGAUUCCCGCCCCAGGGGCCAGGGCCAGCGCCCCAACGUCCAGCAGCUCAAGCUCAUGGGGCAGAUCCACCCGACGGGGCUCACGCCGAACCUGCUCAAGCUCUUCGAGCCGCGACCGCCGCUCGAGUACAAGCCGCCGCUCGAGAAGCGCAAGUGCCCAGCGUACACUGGGAUGGCACAAUUUGUGUCGCACUUCGCCGAGCCCGGGGACCCGGAGUACUCCCCGCCGGUGCCCAAGUGCGAGACAAGGUCUGAAAAGAAGGCUAGGAUUCGCAUGAAUAAGCUUGAGCAAGGUGCAGCUAAGGUUGCUGAAGAAAUUCAGAAAUAUGACCCGCAAAGUGACCCCAAUGCCACUGGAGAUCCGUACAAAACACUCUUUGUUGCAAGACUUAAUUAUGAGACGCCUGAGCAUAAGAUUAAACGGGAGUUUGAAGCUUAUGGUCCUAUUAAAAGGGUGCGGCUUGUAACUGACAAGGAGACUAGUAAACCUAGAGGAUAUGCAUUCAUCGAAUUUAUGCACACUCGGGACAUGAAAAAUGCUUACAAGCAGGCAGAUGGGAGAAAAGUGGAUGGCAAGAGGGUAGUAGUUGAUGUGGAGCGUGGUAGAACUGUUCCAAAUUGGCAUCCCAGGAGAUUGGGUGGUGGACUUGGAUCAAGCAGGAUUGGUGGUGAGAAUGCUGACAAGAAGGAUUCCGCUAGGGAGCAACAGCUUGCUGUGCGUCCCAUAUCAGAGGAGCCUAGGAGGGAUGAUCGUCGUGCUGAUAGCUUCAGGGAUCGGGAGAAGUCUCGUGAAAGUGUACGUGAAAGAGAUCGUGAUGAGAGAACCCGUGAACGCUCACACGACCGUACACGUGAUCGUGAUUCAAGAGAAGAGAAGCACCACCAUAGAGAUCGUGAUCGGCCUCGGGACAGGGAGCGAGGAAAGGACCGGGAAAGAGACCAUGGGCGUGACCGCGACCGUGAUCGUCGUGACAAAGAUAGGGACAGGGAUCGUGGUCGGGACUAUGAUAGAGAGAAGGACCGUGAUCGUUCUCAUGAUCGCCAUCGUGAGAGGGGCAAGGACCGUGACAAAGAUUAUGAGCGCGCCAGUCGUGAACGGGACCGUGGUCACGUGCAUGAUAGGGAAGCUGACUAUGCCAAUGGUGGGCCAAAACAUGACAAAAGUUUGUUACAUUAUGGGCAGGAUUAUGGCUAUAGCCAAUAUGAGCAACACAAAGGUCACGACCCCUAUGGUUAUGAUCAAGAUGGACGUGGGCAUGAAAGUGAGCGCUCAAAGCGGCAUGAGCGUGAGUACUAUCGUGUUGACUCGUACGGUAAGAUGGAAACCAACUAUCAGGGGCAACCAAACAAUGCUGAACCUGAUGGCCCUGAGGAAGGGGAGGCAUACGAGGAAGGUGCCUACCAGUAUCAGCAAGCAGGUGAACGCAUGAAUGAAACUUGAGGGCGGCAGUAAGAUUUCUGCUUAGUGCUUGUUGAGGAUGCAUGUCGGCGGAAGGAUGCAGAAGCAUGUCUACUUGUUGAGUCAUGCUUGGGCUCUGGUGUUUGCGUGAGAUAUGGAUUUUUUUUACGCCUGUGACUGUCUGUUCUUUUCUGGAAUAAGAUGUUUGUGUAAUCAGAUUGCGGGGGGAGCAGUACUGUUGCCCUCGCCCUAUUUUCUGUUGAAGUUUUGUAUGGCAAACGUGUAAACUAUUUUGUUUCGUUUUAACAAAAUUGGACAUAGCAUAUUUACAGUGA
This is a messenger RNA of Phragmites australis (common reed), 1838 nucleotides long. Its product is annotated as U1 small nuclear ribonucleoprotein 70 kDa-like. NCBI's taxonomy places the organism in Eukaryota, Viridiplantae, Streptophyta, Magnoliopsida, Poales, Poaceae. The coding region runs from base 64 to 1545 and encodes 493 amino acids. The transcript is spliced from 11 exons. The record is from RefSeq and is a predicted model, not a curated record. Gene Ontology annotation, molecular function: U1 snRNA binding; mRNA binding. Gene Ontology annotation, biological process: mRNA splicing, via spliceosome. Gene Ontology annotation, cellular component: precatalytic spliceosome; U2-type prespliceosome; U1 snRNP.